Molecule: messenger RNA, 1464 nt
Organism: Penicillium subrubescens
Lineage: Eukaryota; Fungi; Ascomycota; Eurotiomycetes; Eurotiales; Aspergillaceae
Product: NOT2/NOT3/NOT5 family protein
Exons: 8
Coding region: 1-1464 (487 amino acids)
Biological process (GO): regulation of DNA-templated transcription; nuclear-transcribed mRNA poly(A) tail shortening
Cellular component (GO): CCR4-NOT core complex; P-body
Source: RefSeq, a predicted model, not a curated record
AUGAAUCGGCCAGGACCAGGGCCGCAGCCGCUACGAGGCAUGCCCGGAUUCCCCGCGCAGCAACAAUCACAAGCUCGAAAUGCGACAUUGGCCACAGCACGAUUGCCUAACGGAAAACUCGGUGGCGCAGCUAAUUGGAACUUCAAUCUCCCCGGAACAUCCACUCUCCAAAGCAACCAGCAACGCACCAUGGGCACAAUGGGCAGCUUCGCGCAGAGUCUAGGUGGUUCUCAACCAGUAACGGCUCUAGAUCUUUCUGAAUUCCCCUCCCUUUCCGGCGCAUCGCAACAAUCACAAUCCCAGAACCCUGUAUGGGCCAACGCGAGUCAACGAGCUGCGCAACAUACACCCGUCCAGAGACAACAGCACCCUCCGACGUCGCAACCCCCUUCACGAGCUUCACAGACUCAACAGCUUCCCGUGCAGCAACCUUCCCAGCCUCCCCACGAUGACAUGUUCCCUUCCGGUGCCCAGUUUGCGAACCGCCUGGACGAUUUCAGGAACGGAGGACAAGGGAUCAGUAGUCAGAUCGGGGCUGGAAGCCAACCUCAAACAGGAAACAUCGAAGAAUUCCCACCUCUAGGACGCAAUGUUGGAAACAUUGGCAAUGUUGCCGCCGAGCUGGCCCAAGAACGUCGGACUUCCUUGAUGCAAGGUGCGGCCUUUGGCACUUACAAUUCUGGUAUUGGAACAUCACGGUCGCCGGUCAACCAAGGGCCUAAUGGGGCGUUGGGGCAGGAUAAAGAAGACCUGAACAACACCCUCAUGUCGGGUCAGCGCAACUUCAGCGAUCCGCAACAACAAUUGCAACAGCGCCAACAGCAGGCAAAUGAGGGUCAAGAAGCUUCUGCCGCUGCUCAAAGUGCGGAGCAACCGCCUCUCGCUCAGAUGAGUGAGCUAGACCGGUUUGGACUCAGCGGGCUCCUACGCAUGAUUCACAGCGAAAGCCCCGACGUGGCCAGCCUUGCAGUCGGACAGGACCUGAUGACGCUUGGUUUGGACUUGAAUCAGCCCGAGCCUCUUCACACUUCGUUCGCCUCGCCCUUUGUAUCCUCCAUGUCUGCCGUCCCCCUAGAACAGGAUUUCUCCCUACCAUCAUGCUACAAUGUCGCCAACAUCCAGCCUCUCUCGUCAAGGAUCCCUGGAUUCAGCGACGAGACCCUCUUCUACAUCUUCUACAGCAUGCCGCGGGACAUCAUGCAGGAACUAGUGGCGGAGGAGUUGAUGGGCCGCAAAUGGCGUUACCACAAGCUUGAGCGAUGCUGGUUGACCCGUGACGAGACAUAUCCCGGUCCUGUUGACGUGGAACGUGGCGUGAGUGAGCGUGGUGUGUACCUUCUAUGGGAUCACACUAGCUGGAAGAAGGUUCGGCGCGAAUUUAUCCUCCGAUAUGAAGAUUUGGACAAUCGGCUGGAUAACCGCACUGUGAACCGCGCCGCAGUUGGGCAGGCGCAUGCUUCAUGA